Pangasianodon hypophthalmus (striped catfish) is the source of this 7319-nucleotide messenger RNA. RefSeq names its product insulin receptor substrate 4a (gene irs4a). Gene Ontology annotation, cellular component: plasma membrane; cytosol. Gene Ontology annotation, biological process: insulin receptor signaling pathway. Lineage: Eukaryota; Metazoa; Chordata; Actinopteri; Siluriformes; Pangasiidae. The transcript has 2 exons. Bases 587 to 3886 code for a protein of 1099 amino acids. Gene Ontology annotation, molecular function: phosphatidylinositol 3-kinase binding; insulin receptor binding. The record is from RefSeq and is a predicted model, not a curated record.
UUUGUCUGCUUUUCUGUAGGCACCUCGUCCUUAUUCUCAUUACACAUCUCUUUUUUCCUUUUUUAAGCAACGCCUCCGUCUGCACGCAGGACCAGACGCACCAAUCACACGCUGGAGACUGGCGGGUUCGUCCAUGUGAUUGGCUGAUCCCGGUGCCAGUCACAACCCUUUUGACCGUCUGACCAAUCAGAAGCCUAGAUGCCUAGAAUGCCCCCCCUCUCCUUUACCUUCCCUAUCGCCCUGAACUUCUCGCUGACGUUGUGGUCACGUGAUGUUUUCGCUGGGUCGUAGUGAUGUGUAGCCACCAUGAGUGAAGGAGAGAAAUAAAGCUUGAUCAUGGCAGCGCGUGAUUUCGGUGCUCAGGUGCCGCGCUUUGUGCUGAAGAUCCACCGGAACAGCGCGUCCCACAGCGGCGGGGAUUAUCACCUGAACGAGUGAACCUCAUCGUGGAGCUAUAAUCCUCUCUCUCCCUCUCUCUCUCUCUCCCUCUCUCUCUCUCUCUCUCUCCUCCCCUUCACUCCCUCCCCAAAAAAUGGGCCGUGCGUCAGUGUAACGGAGGUAAAGUGACCUUUAAUUUCAUCGUCCCAUGGAAGAUCUCCGCGAUAACGGCGUUAUGUUGACGCUGGAGGCGCAGCCGCGUCGCGCUGUUGCAAAAACGGCGGCGGUCGCGACCAACGGAGAGCCUUCAUCAUCAUCAUCCUCCUCCUCAUCAUCAUCCUCCUCAUCAUCCUCCUCCUCCUGCUGCUGCUCAAUCAAUAACGGCGGCUCGCGCUUGCCCGUGCACUCGACGGCCUCUGCUCAUCAUCAUCACCAUCAUCAGCAUCACCAUCAGCAUCAGCAGCAGCAUCAGCAGCCCGGCGCCCCUCCGAGGAGACACCCUCCACCUUACCACUUCAGAGUUCAUCAUCUAUUCCCAGAGGAGAACGCUCAGGAUCCUGUGGUGAGGAAACACCUCCCCGCGCUCCAGUACAAGGUGCACGACUCUGCCUUCUGCCGCGUCCUCAGCACGGACACCACCGCCGCCGCUCUGGCCGCCGCCGCCGCCGUGUGCUCGGGCAGCGUGGACGCCGAUGUGUGGAAGUGCGGCUAUCUGAGAAAACAGAAACACGGCCACAAGAGGUUUUUUGUGUUGAGAGGGCCCAGCAACCUCGGGCCCAGUCGCCUGGAGUACUACGACAGCGAGAAGAAAUUCCGAAAUGCACUUAAAGCUGCUGCUGCCUCCACUGCCGGUGUCGUGUGUCCUCCUAAGAGGGUUAUUUACCUGUCCCAGUGUUUCACCGUCAACAAGAGGGCUGACGCUAAGAACAAAUACCUCAUUGCUCUUUAUACUAAAGACGAGUAUUUUGCCAUGGUGGCCGACAGUGAGCAGGAGCAGGACGACUGGUACCUGGCCCUCACAGAACUGAUGACCGAAGGCAAAAAGGGGCAGCUGGACACGGACGAGUUAGACGACGGCUACGGGACCAUUUCACCUGGGACCAUUUUUAAGGAGGUGUGGCAGGUGAACGUGAAACCCAAAGGUUUGGGGCAGACCAAGAAUUUAAUGGGGGUGUACCGUCUGUGCCUUUCCGCCAAGACAAUUCACCUGGUGAAGUUAAAUUCCGAGACCCCUGCUGUGAACCUGCCCUUGAUGAACAUUCGCCGCUGCGGCCAUUCUGAGAGCUUUUUCUUCAUCGAGGUGGGACGCUCUUCUUCUAUCGGCCCAGGUGAGAUCUGGGUGCAGGUGGAAGACUCUGUGGUGGCUCAGAACAUGCACGAGACCAUUCUCGACACCAUGAAGGCUUUGAAGGCCUUUCCGGACUUCAGACCACGGAGCAAAAGCCAGUCCUCCGGGUCCAACCCCAUACCCUUUAUCACGACGCGCCGCCACUUCGGUAAUCUCCCUCCCAGCCAGACAGGGCUCCAGCGUGCCUCCAGAACCGAUUCAGUGACGGGCAUUCCUCCUACAGGAAAGAGUAAAGGCGUAAUAGGACAGCGCUACCGUACCUCCAGCGAAGGCGAGGGCACCUCAGACCGACCUCUCAGCUCGGGUACGGGCAGCUUGUUGCACCUGAACACGCCCUGCCUGAAUGUGGGCCGGGAGGAGAGCGGUGGCUGCUGCGCUCAUGCCUCACAUGGUUCUGCACAUCAUACUCGCUCUGCCUCCCUCCCCGUAUCGCACUUUCUGUCUGCUACCAGUCCCAUCAGCGUUUCCAGCAGCAGCGGCCACGGUUCAGCCUCGGACACACACACACGACCCUCCAGCUCCUCCAUCUGUGGCUCUCCCAGUGAUGGAGGCUUCAACUCCUCGGAUGAGUUCUGUCCCAGCCCUUGUGACUUUAGAUACUUCCGUGCAAGCAGCAGUACACCUGAACCACACAGCGACACUCCGCCCAUUAGGGAGGAGAAUCGACUAGCGGACUACAUGGCCAUGGAUUGGUACAAAGACGCACAGGGUGGUGCCAGGACUUUUGAGGAGGAGAGCAGUUACAUGGAAAGAACUUUUCUCAAGCUCGCACAUUACGCCAAGCCAAAACCUGCUAACAGUUUAGGAGUCAUGCACCAGAAAGCGACGCAGACUUCAUCUUCAUUAGAUGAAUCGAGCCCUGUGGAGUCAAAACGGCACGCUGUCUGCUCCUGCCUCCUUAAAGCAGGCUAUAAAUCUUACUCUGAGUUACAUCACCCAAACAGGCCUCCCUCACUCAACUCAGACGGUCAGAAGAAACUGCCUAAGGAUGACGGCUACAUGCCUAUGAUAUACAACGUCGUCCCCUCUCCUCAUACAGAUUACACCCCUAUGCAACCCAGAGCAAACCACCUGGCCACCCUGCACCUUCAUCCCUGCUCUUUGCAGCAGGUGGACAGACAUGGCUACAUGAUGAUGCUGCCACGAGACAGCCCUUCUCCCGGAAUAACCAGUCCCUCCAGCAGAAGCCAAACCGAGUAUGACGAGUACAUGGACAUGUCCCAGAUCAGCUCCGCUGAAGGCUACAGGCAGGGUUCCCCUGAAGGCCCCAAGUCUUACGGCUCUUAUUUCUCCCUUCCACGCUCUUACAAAACUCCGUGUCGAGAGGAUCACAGAAAAACGGAAUACGUUCCCGAGUCACCGGUUGAACCUCCGAGCCCUCCCAGUCCAGGAGAGUACAUCCACAUGGAGUUUGGAGACAGGCCUCCUCAUGCAGCGUCCUCUCCAUCAGCAGUGGACUCGCCCCCCAUGCCAAGUUCCCAGCCUUGCUAUCAGCUGUGCUGCUCCUCACCUGACCAAGACUACAUAGGCCUAAAUAUGGACAACCUCCUGAAGAACCGUCCUCCUCGGCACUCCCUCGUAGCCCCGUGGAACCCCCCGAACUACGCACGCCCCUUAGGAUGCACCUACGGCCAGGUUCAGAAUAACUUUGUCCCUAAGAAUGUCCACAGAGAAGCUGAGAGUCCCUCCAGGAUGAUACAGCACCUCUGUGUCUCUGAAAGGUCACCCAGCCCUCAAACAGAGCCUAAGGUCAUUAGGGCAGAUCCGCAGGGCCGGAGGAGACACAGCUCAGAGACCUUCUACCCCUGUCCUGGUGGCACUGCGGGUGGAUGUACUGCCAGAUCUUCUGCCAUCGUGAAUCUUGCAGAAGGCUGUAGAUGGCAGAAUUCUGCCUCGUUUGAUAGCAUGUGGUCUUACACAGAAGAUCAAGGAUCUCCUGACUCUGUUCUCCUCACUGCUAACUGUGCCACUGGAGGAACGCGCUGCAACGUUUCAUCCAGCUACCUCAACUACAUCGCUCUGGACCUGAGGGAGGUCCCACGGAUCACCCACGAUGCCACAGCUCCACACCCAGCCCACGGGACACUCGAAGAGAGCGAGGCCUGUGCUGGUUUGGACUUAUCCAAGUCAGGAGGACACACCACUGCCUCGAAAGAGUGAACACGCCGUACGCUGGGAGGAAAUCAGAACUUUGGAAAUCCAGUGGACUCCAGAAUGCAGAAGAGGAAGCUGCCUCGUCCUCCUCCUCGUCCUCCUCCUCUUCAUCAGACCUCCGACUGCAAAGACUGAAUAAACUACACAGCCUCUUUUGCUCUGUAUCUCCUACAUAACUGCCUCAGACCGGUUCCAUUUUAUUGUUCAGUUAAAACACACUUGUGUUAUUGUUUACGUGAGUGACUGCGCUGAUCGUGAGUCCAAAAUCAGAGCUGUGAACUUCAUCCAGGCUUCGAGCACUUACUAAUCUCCAUAACGUUCUUAUUCACAGUCCUUACACAACCUGCUGAAUCACUGUAAAUACGAGGUGCUUGUGUAUCAAAUGAGAAUUUGUAAAAUGUGCCAACUACUUAGUAGUCCCCUACACACACACACACACACACACACACACACACAAAUAUAUAUAUCUUUGUUUAUUUAGAUUGAUUUGUAUUUCUAUGAACAGUGUAUUUUUUUCUGGGAUCCUGCACAUCAGUGGUAAAGGGAUUCACAUUGGCCACACACACACACACACACACACACACACACACACACACACACACACAUCACCUUUAAAUUGACCCUAGUUGAUGUUUUUGCUUCUGCUUAGGACUUGGAUACGCUAGCUAAAUGUUCCCUGAUGCGACAUUUCUGAUAAAUCCUCAGCAUUCAGACUUCCACUGAUUCCUUUCAGCAUUCACUAAAACACUGAAGCACUUCCACAGUUGCUGCAGAAGCAGGUGGAUCUCCUGCAGCAGCAGACUGGAGAGAUGUUUGGAGAUCUCUGACAGCGGAGUGUAUUAUGGCGUAUCCAUGCUCUAAGGAGGUUUAGUAUAAAUGCUCUCGUUCCGCUCCCGGAGUUUGGGAGGACGGAGUGAUCUCGGAUUCUCAGCCGUGUGAAAAUCUCACUUAACACAAACCACAAACUCACGUAUAGCACUUUGUAGGUAUUAGAUAAAUAACAAUAAGACAGUGUUUCUAAGUCAUAUAGUCGCUACCUCCAGUCCAUAUCAUUGGAAAUCUAUUCAAUAAAUCUGUCUCGCUCUGAGAAAAAGACAAAAGUGUAAUCACACAGUAACGGCAGAUCUGCAGCGGGUCAGCCUGGAAUCCCUUUAGAUAUAAUGUGUGAGCUUACACACACACACACACACACACUUACACACUUACACACAAAGCGUUUCUUUUUGUAUUCGAGUCUUCAGUAUGGAAGGACACUGAGCCAACAUCUUUUCAUUCCGUUGUACUUUGUAUUUAUUUCAUAUUUGUAUUUAUUUUAUGUGCAAAUGCUGCAGAUGAGUUGAAGUUUUAUACUGUGUUCAGUUUCAGCCCUAAAAAUGAGAAAAAACAGAGAAAGAUGUUUACUGAAUUGUUCCUCUGAUCCACACAGGUGCAUCUUUACGCAGUCUACACGGUACACGCCGUAGCCUACUGUUCCACACAGCGCUCUGUUCUCCACUUUAUUUAUCUAUUUAUCUAUUUAUUUAUUUAUUUAUUUAUUGAAUCAGAUACGGUGACGUUCACUGUACACGGGACCAUUUGUACAGAGCACUGCUGGUGGCUGCAGUUACGUUAACGUAAUGCUUACAGAAAGGGAGACGUUCAUGUAAAUAACAACGUUACUUAAGACCAUGUGUUUUCUCACAUAUUUUUGUCUCUAUUUAUUUAUUAAUUAAUUAAUUAAUUUAUUUAUUUAAUGGGGGCACGGUGGCUUAGUGGUUAGCACUGUUGCCUCGCACCUUGGGAGCUCGAUCCCGCCUCCUCCCCGUGUGCGUGGAGUUUGCAUGUUCUCCCCGUGUUUCAGGGGUUUCCUCUGCAUACUCCAGUUUCCUCCCCAGUCCAAAGACAUGCGUUGUAGGCUGAUUGGCAUCUCUAAAUUGUCCGUAGUGUGUGAAUGGGUGUGUGAGUGUGUGUGGUGUCCCUGCCUUGUGCCUCGAGUCCCUGCGACCCUGUGUAGGGAAAGCGGUACAGAGGAUGGAUGGAUGGAUGGAUGGAUGGAUUUUUUAAAUGAUUUUUUUUCCUAAGGGUUAUUCACAGUCCCUUCCUUGCCUGUACCUGAAAGCUUUAUAAGAAGAAGUGUUGGCUAGAGGUCGUGGUGGAAAGCUGUGUAGUGAGAAGUGUUUAGCUUUGCAGUAGUAGUCCAGAUGAUGUUGGGACAAAAGAUUUUAAAAAACCACGCUGUAUGUCAGUGAGCUUUCCAUUUGUUUCUGUGGCGCUCUGGCGGCCAUUUUUCUUUCUUUGACUAGCAUUUGUGUCAUGCUAUUGUGUCAUGAUAUUGCGUUGCUUUUAAUGUAUGUAAUAUGUGACGUGGGAUUGAGGGGGGUGAAAAAAUAAUAACAGUAGUAUACCGUUUCUUGGGAACUUUUCUACACAAUAACUGCAGUGAUGAGCUGAAAAAUAACCACGCUCGUGUUUUUAUUUUCUACUUUGAGAUCUUUUGAGGAUCUAGAAUUGGGGAAACUGAUAUUGUAAUCAUUGGAAUCAUGUUAUUGGCAUUUUUUUUUAAUUUACCUUGUUGUUUUAGUUGUUAAGGAAGAGAGCAGCAAGAAAAAAAAAGACCUGAAAUGGGCAGAGUGUGUGUUGACAUUUAUUUUCUCUUGAGUCAGUCAAUGCUCACAAUCUUCUGCUUAAACAGUUUGUGAUUGGGCUGAACCAUGCUGGUAGAAUCGGAUCAUUCGAAACACUGUCUUCCUUUGUAAAUACUGUAAUUUUUUGAUAUCCCUUUCUCUUGUUGAUCAUGCUACGCAGCACCCACUUUCCUUGAUUUCAGAACGAGGGUGUCUGAGGAUUUUUUGUCGGUUCUACAUUUUUAUAUUUUAUUUUUGGUGUAUAUUUAACAAAUUGGGUUUUGCUUGUCAUAGAGCUAUUGCAAUAAAAAAAAGUGCCAAGGUAUUCCUGACUGGGACUGAUGUUUGUGUGUUUUCCUAUCAGAUGUUUGUGAUCUGACAUGAUGCAACAUUGCUCCAAGAUGUGUUAAGACCAGAGAUUCCCAUCUAAACACAUCACUGACAAAAUAGUCUUUUAUUGUGGAGCAGCUUGGUGAGUGCUGCCCUCUGCUGGACACAGUGAAGAUCACGCUUCGGGUCUUCAGCAGGUGAGUCUCUGCCCAGCUGAAGCUCCUCACCUGUAUCUGCAUGUGUUUAUGCACUGCAUUACUGACACAUGAUUGGCUGAUUGGAUAACUGCAUGAACGUGCAGGUGUACAGGUGUUCCUAAUAAAGUGGUCAGUGAGUGUAAAGCUGUAAUAAUGUAAUGUAUGCCAAAUGUCCAAACCCAAAUCCACAAAUUAACCAGCAGCUGCAGUUUAAAAGUAGCUCAGUUCUGCAGGAAAACCUCAGACCUGGCAACCCUGGUGAGGAAACUCAGAGAGCUUUACUCUACUAAUGAAUAUAAAUUAAAAUGC